This is a messenger RNA of Halichondria panicea, 6393 nucleotides long. Its product is annotated as deleted in malignant brain tumors 1 protein-like. The record is from RefSeq and is a predicted model, not a curated record. The transcript is spliced from 34 exons. NCBI's taxonomy places the organism in Eukaryota, Metazoa, Porifera, Demospongiae, Suberitida, Halichondriidae. Gene Ontology annotation, cellular component: membrane. Bases 76 to 6309 code for a protein of 2077 amino acids.
CACCAUAGCUCCACACUCACUUGUCAGCUAGAUCUACUUUAGCAUAAAACUGUGCUCAACAAGCUUGCCGUAGCCAUGAUGUCAAGGCUUGCACCCGUGGGGUGCUUUGCAUGGCUCCUGCUAUUGACUUGCAACCUACCCAACCCAGCCUCAGCACAAAAUCUUCUCCGAGUUCGCAACCCCAACACGACUGAUGUCGGAUCUCAAUAUGAGGGAAUUGUGGAGGUCUUCCACAACGGUGCCUGGGGCACUAUCUGCAACACUCACUGGACUCUCAACGAUGCACUGGUGGCUUGUCGAACAGUUGGCUUUUCCUCUGCUGUACGUGCCGUCACGGAUGGUUCCUACUAUGGGGCUGGACUGGGCUCCGUGUAUUUGAACGAUGUUCAUUGCACAGGGGAGGAGACUACUCUGUUUAAUUGUUCGCACUCGUCCUGGGGCAAUGUGCCCAGCUCCUGUGACCAUAGCAACGAUGCUGCUGUUGUCUGCUCUGACAACGUUGCCGUUCGAUUGGUGGAUGGAACAAGCCCCAGCAAGGGACGAGUGGAGGUCUAUCACAGCGGCUCAUGGGGCACGGUCUGUGACGAUGGCUGGACACUGGCGGAUGCAGACGUAGUGUGCAGACAGCUGGGUUACCCUCACGCCCUCGAGGCACACCGCUACUCCCAUUUCGGUGCUGGAACGGGCACGAUUUGGAUGGACGACGUUCAUUGCACGGGUAACGAGACACAUAUUGGGGACUGUCCCUUUAAUGGGUGGGGAAGCCAUAAUUGCGGACACUACGAAGACGCUGGAGUGACUUGUGCUAAUGCCACAUUUACUGGCGAAACUUUCCCCAUUCGACUGGUUGGACAGAACGUCAACGGUCAAGACACCAACUCUGAAAUUGACCUCACCCUAAACUCUGGUCGUGUGGAGGUAUUCUACAAUGGAGCCUGGGGCACUGUCUGUGAUGACAGCUGGGGGAUUGAGGAUGCCAACGUCGCCUGCAGGCAGCUAGGUUUCAUAGGAGCUUUACUGGCUACCACUAGAGGAGAUGGUGCUUACAACCAGACUAUUGUAUUGGAUCAGGUGCGUUGCCUUGGAGACGAACCCGCCCUGUCUCAGUGCGCUAACAGUGGCUACGGAGUAAACAACUGUGGACACUACGAGGACGCCGGUGUCAUCUGUGAAUCCGAAACUGCUGCUAACCAGCCAAUCAUAGUGCGUCUAGUGGACGACUACGCUACGACUAACAACACGCUGAUGCAGGGACGUGUGGAGGUGCUCUAUUACGGAGAGUGGGGCUCCAUAUGCAACGACUUCUUUGACAUAAACGAUGCCAACGUCAUUUGCAGAAUGCUUGGAUUUGAUCACGCUAUUCGAACAGGAGGCUCCAGUUAUUUUUACUACGGCAGGGGGACUAUCUGGAUGGAUAAUCUACAGUGCUCGGGCAACGAGACUUCCAUAGAGGAAUGUGACUUCCCUGGGUGGGGCAUACACGACUGCUACCAUUAUCAAGAUGCGUCCGUGGUCUGCGACUCCCAUCGUGAUGGUGAUGCUGUGAGGCUGGUGGGCGGUAGUGCUUCCUCGGAGGGACGAGUGGAGAUACAACACAACGGAGUGUGGGGGACAGUCUGUGAUGACAUCUGGGACGAGGAUGAUGCCACUGUUGUCUGUCAUCAGCUGGGCUUCUUUGGAGACGCCACAGCACUGCAGGGGUCACAGUUCGGACAAGAAUCUUCCUCUCAAACUAUUUGGAUGGACAACGUCAACUGUGACGGCAACGAGGAGUUCCUUAGCGACUGCCCUAGCAACGGGUGGGGUGUCCACAACUGUCGUCACCUGGAGGACGCAGGCGUAGUGUGCGCUAACAGCGGGUAUGGUAUCCCCCUUCGUCUGGUGAAUGGAACUACGUAUACUAAUGGCCGACUGGAGGUAUACUACCAGGGCCACUGGGGGACAGUGUGUGACUCGGGGUUCUAUCAACAAGACGCUACCGUUGUGUGCAGACAGCUGGGGUUCUUAGCUGCUCUCCGGUCUUAUCGUAACAACCACUUUGGUGCUGGAGACCUUCCUAUCCUCCUCGCCUACCCGUACUGCUAUGGCCGAGAGGCACAACUGGCCAACUGUUCCGGUAUCCGCUAUCAAAGCAGCGUACCUAGCUACUGCAGAGCUGUGGGUAUCGAGUGUCUAGAGGGUAUUGAGGCCCCGCCCCCCAUUCGCUUGAUUAACGGGAAUUCCUCCAACGAGGGACGUGUAGAGAUCUUUAUCCAGGGUCAGUGGGGUACCGUCUGUGACGAUGGCUGGAGUACGAGAGAUGCAGAGGUGGUAUGUCGUCAGCUUGGUUACCCUAGUAGCGGUGCAAUAGCAUACCAGUAUGCACGGUACGGAGAAGGAGUGGGCCCUAUCAUCCUUGACAACGUGUACUGCAGUGGCCUGGAGCCCUACCUCACAGACUGUCCUAACAACGGUUACUUUGUACACAACUGUGGUCACUAUGAGGAUGCUGGAGUCCGCUGUCAACCUCGACUACCGGGAACAAACUUUGUGAACCCUGUCCGCCUCCUAACCAAUGGGUCGGUGCUUAGCACCAACGAGGGUACCGUGGAGAUACUCUACAACGGCACAUGGGGCUCAGUGUGUGAUGACUACUGGGGCUUCAGCGAGGCGAGAGUCGUGUGUCGAAUGCUCGGAUAUGUGGACGCCAUCAGAGCAUAUUCACGUGCGUACUUUGGUGCAGUCCGUGGUCCCAUUUUCCUUGACAAUGUGCAGUGUGUGGGUACAGAGUUCGAACUAUCAGAAUGUGCUCAUCUAAGCUUUACUGUCAACAACUGUGGGCACUCGGAGGAUGCUGGAGUCGCCUGCACUAACCACACCCACAGUCGGUACCCGAUCAGAUUGGUGGGCGGGGCCGGUCCCAACGAGGGAAGACUUGAGAUACAGUACGAGGGAGAGUGGGGUACUGUCUGUGACGACCAGUGGGACCAAUCGGAUGCUGUCGUGGUGUGCCGUCAGUUGGGUUACGCUCGAGCGACUCGUGCUACAGUGAGAGCAGAGUUUGGCCAAGGGAGCGGACAGAUUUGGUUGGACAAUGUGCACUGUACGGGGGAGGAAGAUGCCAUUGAUCAGUGCUCCUUCAAUGGCUGGGGAGACCAUAACUGUGGCCACAAUGAGGACGCAGGCGUACAGUGUGAAGGUGAGCUCCUCCCCGUUCGUCUGGCAGAUGGUACCUCUCCUCUCAACGGACGAGUGGAGGUCUACUAUAACGGGACGUGGGGAACAGUGUGUGAUGACUACUGGGACAUUCGUGAUGGACAAGUCGUCUGUCGACAGCUGGGCUUUGUCACUGCCCUCGCUGUACACGGCACUGCUCGCUUCGGACAAGGGGAAGGUCCUAUCCUAUUGGACGAUGUGGCGUGUGUUGGCACGGAGACGAACUUGUUUGAAUGCUCAAACGGUGGUAUAGGAGUACACAACUGUUUCCAUGCCGAGGACGCUGGAGUCACCUGCACCAACGAGACUAUUCCGCGUGAAGACAUUCAAGUGCGACUAGUGGAUGGCAAUGUAACCGAGGGUCGUGUGGAGGUCAGUAAUGACAACGGCGCUACCUGGGGAACCGUCUGCGAUGACUCGUGGGACCUGAACGCUGCCAACGUGGUGUGUCGACAACUGGGUUUUGAUCGAGCCACUGAAGCCAUAUCAAACGCUUAUUUCGGGUCUGGUUCUGGUAGUAUCUCGAUGGACGAUGUGACGUGUUUCGGUAGCGAGAGUAAUAUUGGCCAGUGCUACUAUAGGGGCUGGAACGUACACAACUGUAGACACACUGAGGACGCAGGUGUCAGGUGUUACUCGUCCCACUCGCUGGUACGUAUCGUGGAUGGCCUGGGGCCGGGAGAGGGACGAGUGGAGGUCUACCAUGACGGAGUGUGGGGGACCGUGUGUCACGAUCACUGGAGCGUUGACGAUGCCAACGUUGUGUGCAAGGAGUUAGGAUACGCCCACGCCAUCGCUUACCCAGAUUACUCUGCUUUUGGUACCGGAACUGGACAGAUUUGGCUGACUGAUGUGAAGUGUGUAGGAACAGAGACGUCCCUCUAUGACUGUCCUCAUGCGCCCUGGGGCGAGGUGGGCAGCUGCUCCCACAUUUCUGAUGCUGGGGUCAUCUGUACCAACGUCCCUAUUAACCCAUACCCAGUCAGACUAGCUGGAGGCUCUGUGGAGUCCGAAGGUCGAGUGGAGUUUUACUAUAAUAAUGGGUGGGGUACAAUAUGUGACGACCACUGGACCAUCUCCGAGGCAACGGUCAUCUGUCGGCAGAUGGGUUUCCCCGGUCUUAAUGAGUCGCAGUCCUUCGCCACCGUCAAGUUUGGAGCAGGGAGUGGUUCUAUCUGGUUGGACCAGGUCGUAUGUACUGGGAACGAGUACUUCAUCCAGGACUGUGAUCAUGAUGACUUCGGAGAGAACGACUGCACCCACACUGAGGAUGUGGGCGUCGUCUGUCUUCCCUCUAGACUUGAUAUCCGAUUGGCCGGUAGCAGCAACCCCAUGGUGGGCAGAGUGGAAGUGAACUACAACAACGGAGGCUGGGGCACCAUUUGUGACGAUCGCUGGUCUAUUCUAGAUGGCGACGUGGCUUGUAAGAUGUUAGGCCACAAGUCGGCACACAACGUGAGUAGCAGGGCACAUUUUGGAGAAGGGACAGGGACGAUCUGGUUGGACGAUGUGUUCUGUAACGGCGACGAAGAGAGUUUAUUGGACUGCUCCCAUUCUGGACUACGAGUACAUAACUGCAAACACAGCGAGGACUCGAGUGUAGCCUGCUCCAACAGUGCCAUCUGCCCCAACUUUGACAAUAGUAACGGGGAAUUCCCGGCCUCUUCUCCUAGGCAGGUGGGCCGAUGGAUCGAGGGCACCACGGUAAAUGUCAACUGCCACAUCGGCUAUGGCCCUGUUAGGAGCAUGUCACAGCUCACCUGCGGCUCUGAAGGAGCGUGGACCCCCAACACUCCCAUGUGUCUCCCCCUAUGCUCUGCUCUCUCCCUGGGUAACGGUACGAUAAGCUCCACAGAAGCCACAUUCGGCACAGUGUUGACGUUCUCUUGUAACAAUGGCUACAAGCUGUCUAGCCCCGAGGGUGUCACCUGUAUGGAGAAUGGCGUAUGGAGUGGACCACCUCCCACCUGCUCUGAAAUUCCCGUAUGCUCUGCUCUCUCGCUGGAUAAUGGUGCGAUAAGCUCUACAGAGACUAUGCCUGGCACACAGGUGACGUUCUCCUGUAACGUUGGUUACAAGCUGUCUGGACUCCAGAGUAUCACCUGUAUGGAGAAUGCGACAUGGAGUGGCCCACCUCCCACCUGCUCUGAAAUUCCCGUAUGCUCUGCUCUCUCGCUGGAUAAUGGUGCGAUAAGCUCUACAGAGACUAUGCCUGGUACAGUGGUGACGUUCUCCUGUAACGUUGGUUACAAGCUGUCUGGACUCCAGAGUAUCACCUGUAUGGAGAAUGCGACAUGGAGUGGCCCACCUCCCACCUGCUCUGAAAUUCCCGUAUGCUCUGCUCUCUCGCUGGAUAAUGGUGCGAUAAGCUCUACAGAGACUAUGCCUGGUACAGUGGUGACGUUCUCUUGUAACAAUGGCUACCAACUGUCUGGACUCCAGAGUAUCACCUGUCUGGAUAAUGCGACAUGGAGUGGCCCAACUCCCACCUGCUCUGAAAUUCCCCUAUGCUCUGCUCUCUCGCUGGGAAAUGGUACCAUAAACUCCACAGAUAACACGCCAGGCACACAAGUGUCGUUCUCCUGCAACGAUGGUUACAAGCUCUCUAGCCCCGAGGGUGUCACCUGUAUGGAGAAUGGUGUAUGGAGUGGCCCACUUCCCACCUGCUCUAAAAUUCCUGUAUGCCCUGCUCUCUCGCUGGGAAAUGGUACGAUAAACUCUGUAGAGACUAAGCCUGGUACCCAGGUGACGUUCUCCUGUAGCGGUGGUUACAAGCUGUCUGGACUCCAGAGUGUCACCUGUAUGGAGAAUGCGACAUGGAGUGGCCCAACUCCCACCUGCUCUAAAAUUAGCACAGGUGUCAGCAGUGGUGUUAGCGUUGGUUCGAUAGUGGGCGGAGUCAUUGGGGGUGUGGUAUUCCUGGUGUUACUGGUCGUGGCUACAGUUAUCAUCACCUGGAAGAUUUCGGCACGUAAGCACUCGUUCCAGCGUGUGAGUAUACGGAUGGAUGACGAUCGUGUUAACCUGUUUGCCGGAGAAGAUGAAGAUACCGAUGAGCCGCUGUACACGGAUGAUGACGAUGACGUCAGUCCCCUCAUAUCAAAGGACCCGUAAACUCUAUUAGCAGCUGCAACUGAUUGUGUACAAACAUUUUCACCUCUCAAAGCUACAUGUAUAUAAUGAUGAUUCAGGCUGAAG